GUCGUCACGUGUUAGACCAGCCCGACCUCUCCUCCGACUCUGCCAUGGUAUGGUGCGGCCCCGGUCUGGUGCGUGCUGCUGGUCGGCUGUCGGCUGGUCGGCUGAUCGGUUUGCCUUCGUCUACAGUGAAAAUAUUAUCGACACUAUUUUUAAUAUGUAUGAACUCUGUUUUAUAUAGUUUGUGUUGUUGACAAUCACUAUACGCAUUCAUAAUUACAAGGAGGAAGAUAAUAUUCACAAUUAAUUAAGUAGACUAAAGUCAACAGCCGACAACAGAAUGCUCGCAUACACGACUAGUGAGAUUUUUAAUGUUAUAACUUCUAAUUCAUAGGAAUUACUUGUUGGUUUUUUAAUGUUAUAUCUUCGGCUCGAUAUUUUAAUUCGACAAAACCGUGCUUUGAUUUUAAAUUAAGUGCAUUAACUCGUGAUAAAUUGAAAAAGAGAUAAAUAAUAUAAUAUGGAUUCAAAAUCUCAUCUUCUGGUAAAUUCAAAAAAUGAGCAGUAUUAACCAGUAUCAGGAUCUACUUAACUAUUUAGAGGAAUCUCAGAAUGAAAUUGCCAAAGUCUUCGAGGUAUCCAGUAAAAACGAAAAUAGUGCAAAGGAAAAGGAGCAAGACGAAGAUAGGGAUCCUGACGACGACUUAAAUUGUUUAAUAAAACUAAAUGAAAAAAUUGAAUCUGAUUUAAUAGAAUUGUUGUCGAAAAGCAAAUUCAAAUCGCAACAAAAUGGAUUCGACAACGGAUAUUUUCCAAUAAACGGUCAAAAUUCGGAUGCUGAGCAAUCAAGUUUAUAUUUGAAUUAUGAACGGUCAGUGAUUGACAGAAGUACUCAAACAUCACCACCUUCCCUCUCUCUAAGUUCAACCAAUCUUACAUGGGGUUCGAGUUCAUCGUCAUCUCCAUGCCUUUCGUCUCCAUCGACAUCAGAUUUAGAAGAAUAUACGAACGACAUAGUAACACUAACAGAUGUACCAAAUAUACCGGAGAAAAAGACAUAUUUGGGUUGCAGAUUUUCGUCUACACCAAUAUUAAAAACCAAUUACAACCAGGUGAACAAGCAGAGUCGUUCGCAGUCCGAUCGUCGCCUAACUGAAAUCGAAGCUGCAGAAGCUUGUAAGUGGCUUCGUGCGACUGGUUUUCCGCAGUACGCUCAGUUAUACGAAGAUAAUCAAUUCCCAAUAGAAAUAUCUACGGUUGCGCAAGAUCAUCCAUUAUUAGAAUCGGAUAUUUUACAUUCGUUGUUUAGAAGAUUGCAGAUAUUAAACAGUUGCGCUCAUUUACAUCAGCAAAAGAUCGUUAAUACAGAAGACGAAUCUGAAGAUGAAUCUUGUGCUUUGUCAAAUAAUUGGACAUAUCAGGUCGAUAUUAAAAGAUGGUCUCGAAAUUGCAAUAAAGUACCAACAUCAGACUAUGAAAGCGCGUCGAAAGAUCCGGAAAUUACCAAAGAUACGCAAAGGGAUAGGAAUAAGGCAGAAGUAAAAAAAGUUGGUAGCAUUAGAGAAUCCAGUCGCAAGAAGACGCCGGCAAUAGUUGAGAAGAAUAACGCCGCAGAGCAUUCUUCGCAAAUAAGUCGUUUAAAACUAGCCGAGUUUAGGCAUUCUUCAGAUUCCGAAGAAACUCCGAGGACAUCUAGAAGAGUCAGAACGCAAUCGCUCGAUAAAACUGAUAGUUGGUCAACCACCAACAUCAAAAUCAAUAGAUUAAUUUGGUCGAAUCCAUUGGAACACGAACAUGUUUUCUUAGAAGACGAUACUGACAUUCCGCAAGAUAUUGAAGGUCCUCCUUUGUACCAGUUGUGUGCUUCACAAAUUCAGGUUUUGAGGAAAUUGGCGCUUUUAAAAUUAACUGCUCACAUGGAGAAAUACUGCCCCGCUCAUAGAACUGGGUGGACUUGGGAUUUGCCGAGAUUUUUUAGGAAAAUGAAGUCACCGAUUUACAAAGACAGGCACGUUUUCGGCGUUCCUUUAAUGGUAAUAUUCCAGAGAUGUGGGAAAAUUCUGCCGAGGCACAUCGAGGAAGCCAUGCAGUGGUUGCAAGAAAACGCUUCGGAUCAAGUCGGAAUAUUCAGAAAAUCCGGCGUUAAAUCGAGGAUCCAAAUGCUCCGCAAUAAAAUAGAAUCCAACUCGAUGAUUGACUAUACUGAACAACAAUGCUACGAUGUUGCCGAUAUGCUCAAACAGUAUUUCCGCGAGCUACCCGAAAUGCUUUUCACUGCUAAAUUAUCCGAAACGUUUGUUCUAAUAUUCCAGUAUAUUCCGGCAUUCUUGCGUCUCGAAUCGGUUAUAUGUGCUAUAAUUUUAAUGCCGGAGGAGCAUUCACAAGUGCUGCAAGCGUUGCUUCACUUCCUGUUGAUCAUCGCUAACAAAUCCGACGUGAAUCAGAUGAAUGAGCACAAUUUGGCUAUGUGUUUAGCCCCGACGUUGUUUCACUCAUCUUGUCUCUACAAGCACGUUGGAGGGUCUCCUCAUUCGAAAGAAUUGGCGGAAAACAAAGCUGCACAAGAAUGCCUGUUCUUCUUCUUGAAAUUCUUCCACAUACUUUUCAAGAUUCCCAAAGAUUUUAUAAACCAAUGCAAUUCGAGCGAAAUCAAAGAAAUCAAACCAAAACAGCUGACAGACAUCGGUGAUGGUAUUGGGGGUUGGAAAGAAUAUUUGAAAGAGUGCCACAAGAAUUUGUUGAAAGAAGUCAAAGAGAAGUCGCGUGGUUGGAUGCCGAUACCAGUACAAAAUUCUUUAGCCACGCUCGCUUCCAAUUCCAAAAUAGCAGUAUUUUACAAGAAAGUAGCCGAUGGAAUGCCGUUGAGAUUAUGGAAAGUCGUUGCAGAUAUCGAAGCACCACCUGCAGAGGUGGCGCACAGGAUUCUUAGGGAGCGUCAUAUUUGGGAUUUCGAUCUGAUUUCGGCCAAAAUAAUCGCCCAGUUGGAUCAGCAAACAGAAAUCUUCCAGUACAUAAGGAAAAAAGUAACGCCCAUUCCGAACGAGGAAUACUGCGUUAUAAGAACGUGGAGAUCUGAUUUACCAAAAGAUUCUUGUACAAUAAUAGAAACUUCAGUUGAGUAUCCCGGGACCAUUCAAGUUCCUGGUUCAAUCAGAGGUAUAGUUUUAGCUUCGAGGUACCACAUUGAGCCCUGUGGAUCAGGCAAAUCGAGACUCAUACACUUCUCUCGAAUAGAUACAAUGGGAAGAAGCCCGGAAUGGUACCAAAAAAACUAUGGAUAUUUGAGUGCAGUUUUUAUAAGAAAUUUACAAAAUUCAUUUUACCAAAACACAAAUUGUCCGGAGAGCCAGGUAUAAAUACCAAAGAGUUUAUUUUAUAUAGUUUUGUUUUACAUCACAUGACAAAGUCUCAAUUUGUAUUUUUAUAAUAGUCCAAAUCUGUUUUUAAUAUUGUGUAUAUAUAUAUUUUUAUAUAGUUAAUAAAUAUGACUUAUUGUUCUUUUUUA
Molecule: messenger RNA, 3442 nt
Organism: Phyllotreta striolata
Lineage: Eukaryota; Metazoa; Arthropoda; Insecta; Coleoptera; Chrysomelidae
Source: the annotation of a GenBank genome assembly